AAACUUGGACGCGGUACUGAGUCAGCUUCGAGGGUGCCGCAUCAUAUGUGCUACGCAAUGAGAACGUGCGUUCGGCAGCGGGGCGUUGCGAGUGGUAUAAAAGAAGCGGCAAGUCUGUGGGGGGACUGGGUUUUAUCAUCGCGCGGUUGCUCUCACCUGAGCAUCACCAUAGCAGACUUCGACUUCAAUCUGAAAUGGCUAGCUAUAGCUCUCUCCCAAAGACUAUCAAGGAGUAUCGCUCCAACAGCGAUGGAUAUCGAAAGCUCAGGCUCUGCGAGGCUCCGUUGGAGCAUCCAGAGGCGGCCGAGGUGCUCGUCAGGGUGCACUCCGUGUCUAUGAACUACCGCGACCUGGUCGCCGUCGAGGGCACAUACGCAGGGCUUAAACCCAAACCCAACGUCGUCCCGUGCUGCGACGCCGCCGGCUCCAUCGCCCUCCUCGGCGCGGACGUCGCCUCGAGCGGCCAGUGGUCUGUCGGCGAGCGCGUCUGCGUACAGGUCGCGCUCGACUAUCGCGACGGCGAGGUUGGGCCUGAGACGAUGGCUAGAGCUCUGGGCGGAGCCAUCGAUGGCGUGCUGAGGGAGUACGUGCGCGUGCCGGCUCAUGCCCUGGUGAAGAUACCAGAGAAUUUGACGUACGACGAGGCGUCGACGCUUCCAUGCGCCGCGCUGACGGCAUACAACGCGUUAUUCGAACUCAAGCCGCUCAAGAAAGGCGAUUACGUGCUCCUUCUCGGUACUGGAGGCGUGUCAAUCUUCGGUCUGCAAUUCGCAGUGGCCGCAGGCGCAACAGCCAUCGUCACGUCGUCGUCAGACGAGAAGCUCAAGCUUGCCAAGAAGCUUGGUGCUCAACACACGAUCAACUAUAAUAAGAUAGAGAACUGGGACGAUGAGGUCCUCAAUAUUACCGGUGGACAAGGUGUAGACCAUGUCAUCGAGGUCGGAGGCUCUGGGACAAUUGCAAAGUCCGUCAACGCGGCGCGCUACUCGGGCUGCGUAGACCUUAUCGGAUUUGUCGCCCAGGGCGAGAACCAGGUCCCGGUGGGCCUGACGAUCCACAAGGCGCUUGUCGUACGUGGUAUCCUCAUCGGUUCUGCAGCUCAGUUCGAAGCGAUGAACCGGUUCAUUUCUGAACAUGACAUUCACCCGAUUGUCGACAAGGUCUUCUCGUUUGAAGAGGCAGUUGACGCAUUUGCGUAUCUGGGAUCGCAGAAACAUGUGGGGAAGGUUGUUAUUAGGCUUAUCUAGGAGUGAGGUGAAAUAGGACGUUUCAUAUGUACGACAAU
Molecule: messenger RNA, 1285 nt
Organism: Coniophora puteana RWD-64-598 SS2
Lineage: Eukaryota; Fungi; Basidiomycota; Agaricomycetes; Boletales; Coniophoraceae
Product: NAD(P)-binding protein
Exons: 11
Coding region: 195-1247 (350 amino acids)
Molecular function (GO): oxidoreductase activity
Source: RefSeq, a predicted model, not a curated record